GGAAAGGCUAAAAUCACGAUACUUUCGCAAUGUUUAAUUUUACAAUAACUGUCAGACUUCUUGCAAGCUCAUUGGCUCAUUUUCUAUCGUCAAUAAGGGUGUAGUCACACAGAUGAUGCAAUCACGCGCGGACCUUGAACAUUUUGCCAGACGUUUUACAGCGUCUGUAAUAUAAUCGUUUAAGCCCGAGUCUCAGACUCAUUUUCACUAAAAGAAAUUCAGGUUCCCUUGCGCUUUAAUUUGGCUUAUUGCUUCCUCUCUUCGGAGUUUACACGCUUGAUUAAUUAUUUUUGGCUUUCAAAUUUAUAAAAGAAGAAGUACAAAUUGACGUGCGCUUUUUAUGCGUCUCCACUACAUCUCUUUGAUCCAGAGCUGUUUUGGCAAUGCUAUGACGCAAGUUAUCAUUGAUAAGAGGACAUACGCAUAGAGCUGCCAUCCAUCGAAAAUAUUUUCUAACUUCCCAACUGGAAUCUAAACAACGUAAUGGCAGUAACGCAUAACAUCCCAGAUAUUAAUUGACCAGCAAAUUUUCUUUUCAUUUUCAGAUUGCACGGAGAACGUGAACCAAUCUUUUGGGCAACUGGAUAUCAGCUAUUCAAAUAAUUUUGACCCAUACUGUAACUGGAUAGUUGGGAAUGCUGGGAUACCUCAGGCAGUUGCCAUUGUUUCCAUUCACCAACUCAACUUCACUGGCUACGGCAGUGAUUACGUCAAAUUGUAUGAUGGAAAUGGGACUGAGGUUUUUGCCAGACAUGGAUGGGAUUCCACGUCCUCUAACAGGAGUUUGCAGCAAGUGUCCUUUGGAGAAUCCAAAAAUAUCACCAUUCAAGUCUCUCUGGUUGACCCGUCGAACUUUGUCAAAAUUGAUUACGGCUUGUUGAUGCAACCGCUGACAUUAGCUACCCUAUUGAAUGAUUGGAGCGUAACCGUCGUAAGCCGAACAGCGAGAAGUAUCGGGAUAAGUUGGAGCAGCCCAACCAGUCUUCUCAACGGUGAAAUUCGUUUUUAUGUUGCCCUUGCCAGAAAGAUAAACAGCAGCAGCAAGUCAAUUGGCGAAAUACUGGCUGGGAAUGCAACAGCAUCGCAGAUUACUAAACUGAAUGAGUACACCGAGUAUAAAGUUAGCGUUAUAGCUGUGAAUGGCAAUGGAAUGCCGUUUAAGAGUGCAGAAGUCUCAGUUAUGACCGAUGAAGGGGUUCCUAGUAGAGCGCCAAAUGGUCUUCGAGUGACAAGCUCUAAUUUUACCUCUGAGCUUCUGGUGGAGUGGUACCCUCUUUCGCAGCAGUACGCCAAUGGUAAGCUCUUAGGGUACACAAUCUACUACCAAGAUUACAACUAUUUUUGGUCGCCACACGAAAGCGUCAACACAAGUAGUCCUUCCCCUACACGAUUCACCUUAAAAGGACUUAAGCCAGCACACGAGUACCUCGUUGCAGUGGCCGCUUUUACGUCAAAGGGAGUAGGACCAAAGUCGGCCCAUGAACACGCUAUCACAGGCUGUUCAACAACUUUAAAUGAGACGUUUGGCCAAAUAGAAUUGACUACAACAAGCUACCGUGAUGUUCGAUGUACCUGGAAGAUACACAGUGCUGGCAUCAGUGAAGCCGUUGCUUUCGUUACCGUUCAAGAAUUAAAUCUCUACUAUUGCAGCGAAUUUGUCAAGAUUGCCAAUGGAUACGGAAAUGAGGUUCUCUACCACCUUGGGUGUGUGUCAUUUGCUCCAGAAAUUCUAGCGUAUGUUUCUUUUGGUCUUUCAAAUAACAUCUCCAUUCAAGUUUUCACACAAAGUUAUGGCAACAGUGUGAAAAUGAAGUACGCCGUUUUGAAAAAGGGUCUCGCGUCAGCCAUUAUGGUUUCCGGAUGGAAUAUGACAGUCUUUAACCUUUCAUCCACAAGCUUUAACGUUCAUUGGACAAAGCUCGAUAAAGUAGUUAACCGGUUUGCAAAGUUCUACAUAGUUGAAAUAAAAAGCUUCCAAGGUACUAUACUGACGGUAGAGACUGUUCCUGAAAAUGGUACAAGUACAAUUAUCAAGGGACUUGGGCCUUCUACGAAAUACCGUGUAGUUGUUUUUGGCGUUGAUAGCAUUGGACAACCAUACAAAAGCUUGGAGACUACUAUUACUACUACCACAGUAACUUGCGGCUCCCGACCAAGUGCGACUCGAAUUGUGGGUGGUACAGUUGCACCUGUCAACAGCUGGCCAUGGCAGGUGAUGUUGACAAACGAGUAUGGAAAUCAGUUUUGUGGCGGCUCAUUAGUGGAUACUUAUUGGGUGGUGACAGCGGCUCAUUGCUUGGAUGGAAAAACACCAUCUAGUGUGAGGAUAAGAUUGGGAGCCCAUUACAAAACAUAUGGCAGCGUUGGAACGGAGCAAGACAUCAGAGUUGCAAAAAUUAUCAUGCACGAUAAUUACGGCUUUCCCCUAUCACUAAGCAAUGAUAUUGGCUUAAUCAAUCUCGCAAGUCCAGCUGAUCUUGGAGUAGGAGUUGGUCUUGUUUGUUUGCCAGAUACCAACUAUCAGCUUCCCUUUGAUAACCCUAACAAAACGUGCUGGACAACUGGUUGGGGAAGGUUAUAUUGGUGGGGCCCCUCACCAAAUACAUUGAUGCAAGUAUCCGUGCCACUUGUGUCAAAACAACGUUGCGAGAAUGCUCAUCCUGGCGAAAUAGACGACUCAAUGCUCUGCGUUGGUCGAGAUGAAGGAGGUAUUAGUCCGUGUAACGGUGAUAGUGGUGGGCCCUUAGUGUGCGAGUUUAAUGGUACGUGGUAUCUCGAGGGAGCCACCAGCUGGGGAUACGGAUGUGAUCAUUUUUCGAUGUACGCUAACAUUCGCGACUUGAAAUCGUGGAUAUUAACAAAUAUGUACACGGUCGUAGCACCUAGUGCAUCUCCAAAUAACCAAUCAUCAUCUGCAUUAGUCUGGUGUGAUUUUGACCACGGUUUGUGUUCUGGAUGGAGUCAGUCUAGAGCGGAUGAUUUUGACUGGACGCUUGCAUCUGGUUCAACACCUUCGUCGUCUACAGGUCCAUCUCACGAUCAAGGAGGGUCAGGUAAUUACAUGUACAUCGAGGCGUCUUCUCCAAGAACACCUGGAGAAAAUGCGAAACUUGUGUUGACAGUUCCAAAUAGUGGCAAUCAGUCGUGUCUUUCAUUUUACUAUCACAUGUAUGGGGCAUCGGCUGGAACUCUCAAUGUAUACAAUGGAAAUAUCAAAGUCUUUUCCGUGUCCGGAAACCAGGGAGAUAAUUGGUUGAUGGUGGAAAGAAACUUGUAUUUGGAUAGAGUGGUUACAUUUGAAGGAAUAACUGGCAGCUCAUAUACAGGUGAUGUCGCCAUUGAUAAAGUGAAGAUUACUGAGGGAGACUGUCCAGUUUCAUGUAGUUUUGACAACGGUUUGUGCCUCGGUUGGAGUCAAUCCUCUUCAGAUGUAUUUGAUUGGACACUUAACUCUGGACCCACACCAUCGUUUUCCACGGGACCAUCAUCAGAUCUUAGCGGAACUGGGAACUAUGUGUACACUGAAGCUACACCUCAGUCGCCGGGCGAUAAUGCUAAGCUCCAACUUGUUGUACCAAGAAGUAACUCAAAUUCGUGCUUCACGUUCUUCUAUCACAUGUAUGGAUACUCAAUGGGUACUCUGAACGUAUUCAAUGGAAAUACCACAAUAUUUACUGUGUCAGGAGAUCAGGGAGACUAUUGGAGAAAAGUGUCAAGGACAGUUAAUUCGAGCGACGUGCUGACAUUCGAAGGAAUAAGAGGAUGGUCAUACAAAAGUGACAUCGCCAUCGAUAACGUCACACUUAGUGAAGGAAACUGUCUAGGAACAGCUCCAGAAACUACAUCUUGCAACUUCGACAGAGGAUCAGUGUGUUCUAACUGGGAGCAGUCUUUGGCAGAUGUCUUCGACUGGACACCUCAUACAGGACCAACAUCGUCUGAUGGCACGGGCCCAAAUUACGAUCAUACCAGUGGGACAGGAUACUACAUGUAUAUUGAGACAUCUUCGCCCCGAGUUGCCGGUGAUAACGCAAAGCUUGAGUUCUCUGUAUCUGGAAAUGGAAAACUUUCUUGUCUCGAGUUCUAUUACCACAUGUAUGGAGACAGUAUGGGCACUCUGAAAGUGUACAGCGGAAAUUUGUUAGUAUUCAGCACGUCAGGAAACCAUGGCAACCACUGGAAAAAAGCGGUAGUAACUAUUCAUCUGGACAACAUCGUGACAUUCGAAGGAGUAGCAGGAUCCUCUUAUACGAGUGAUUUAGCUAUUGAUGAUGUCGCGAUUAGCAGUGGAAGCUGCCCAGCACCAACAAGUACAUCUUGCGACUUCGACACGGGGCUUUGUAACGGCUGGCGACAGCCGUCUUGUUCAGACGUCUUUGACUGGACACGUCAGACAGGAUCAACAUGGUCUUCAGAUACAGGUCCAGAUUUCGACCACACCAGUGGGUCAGGAUACUACAUGUAUAUCGAGACGUCUUUGCCUCGGGUCGCCGGUGAUAACGCAAAACUUGAGAUCUCUGUAUCUGGAAAUAGAGAGCUGUCUUGUCUGGAGUUCUAUUAUCACAUGUACGGCAGCACCAUGGGAAGUCUGAAUGUCUUCAGCGGAAAUGUGCUGGUAUUCAGCUUAUCAGGAGACCAGGGUGACUACUGGAUAAAAGUGGAGAAAACCAUUUAUUUGGAUAAUACUGUCACGUUUGAAGGAAUAGCAGGUUCCUCUUACAUGGGUGACUUAGCCAUCGAUGAUGUCUCGAUUAGCAAUGGAAGUUGCCAGGGACAAGCUACACCUCCACCGUCACUUCCAACUGUCUCACCAGAGAGUACAUCUUGCAACUUUGACAGUGGACUUUGUUGCUGGCGACAGUCUAACCUAGAUGUCUUUGACUGGACACUAAACACUGGAUCAACAGGGUCUUCAAAUACAGGUCCAGAUUAUGAUCAUACCAGUGGGUCAGGAAGCUACGUGUAUAUCGAGACAUCUUCACCUCGACAAUAUGGAGAUAACGCAAAACUGGAAUUUUCAGUGUCGAAUUCUGAAAUUGGGAAGUUGGCCUGCCUGAGGUUUUAUUAUCACAUGUAUGGGGAAACAAUAAACACGCUCAAUGUCUACAAUGGAAUUACCAGGACGUUUACUAAAUCUGGAAACCAAGGAAACGAAUGGUUGAACGCGAAACUCACCAUGACUUUGCAAGCCAGAAUUACGUUCGAGGGCAUUCGUGGAUCCUCCUUUACAGGUGACAUUGCUAUUGAUGACGUAUCCAUUGUCAGUGGAAUCUGUCAAGAGUGUACUGAAAACGUGAAUCAGUCCUUUGGGAGACUGGAUAUCAGUUACUCGAACAAAUUUGACCCAUACUGUAACUGGAUAAUUGGGAAUGCUGGGAUACCUCAGGCAGUUGCCAUUGUUUCCAUCCAUCAAAUGCACUUCAGUGGUUACGGCAGUGAAUACGUAAAAAUGUUUGAUGGAUAUGGCACCGAGGUUUUUGUCCGCCAUGGAUGGAAUUCCACUUCCUCUAACAAGAGUUCGAGUUUGCAGCAAAUUUCCUUCGAAGACUCAAAAAAUAUCACCAUUCAGGUCUCUCUCGUCAACCAAUGGAGCUAUGUCAAAAUAUCUUACGGCACUCUGAAGAAACCUCUGAAUUUAGCUUUCCUCCUGGCUGGCUGGAGCGUAACCGUUGUAAGCAAAUCAGCAAAAAGUAUCGGGGUAAGCUGGAGUAGCCCAACCAGUCUCCUCAACAGUGGAAUUCGUUUUUACGUUGCUCUCGCCAAAAAGCCUAACAGCAGCAGCGAGCAAGUUGGCAAAAUAGUGACUGAAAAUGUUACAGCAUCGGAGAUAACUGAACUGGAUGAGUACGCCGAGUAUAACGUUAGUGUUGUAGCUGUGGAUAGCAAUGGAGUGCCUUUUAAAAGUGCAGAGGUCUUAGUUAUGACCGAUGAAGGAGUUCCUAGUAGAGCGCCAAAUGGUCUUCAAGUGACAAGCUUUGAGUUUACAUCCGACCUUCUGGUGGAGUGGAACCCUCUUUCCCAGCAAUACGCCAAUGGUAAACUCUUAGGGUACACAAUCUACUAUCGAGACUACAACAUUUUUUGGUCAACAUAUAAAAGUGUCAACACAAGUAAUCCUUCCCCUACACGAUUUACCUUGAAAGGACUUAAGCCAGCACACGAGUACCGGAAGUAUAUGUACACUGAAGCUUCACCUCAGUUACCGGGCGAUAAUGCUAAGCUCCAGCUUGUAGUACCAAGAAGCCUGGGUAGCUCAACUUCAUGCUUGACGUUCUUCUAUCACAUGUAUGGAUCAUCGAUGGGUACCCUGAACGUAUUCAAUGGAAAUAGCUCAAUAUUUACUGCGUCCGGAGAUCAUGGAAACUAUUGGAGAAAAGUUACAAGGACAAUAAAUUCGAGCAACAUUUUGACAUUCGAAGGAAUAAGAGGAAGGUCAUACACCAGUGACAUCGCAAUCGAUAACGUAACAGUUAGCGAAGGAAAUUGUCCAGGGAAGUAUAUGUACACUGAAGCUUCACCUCAGUUACCGGGCGAUAAUGCUAAGCUCCAGCUUGUAGUACCAAGAAGCCUGGGUAGCUCAACUUCAUGCUUGACGUUCUUCUAUCACAUGUAUGGAUCAUCGAUGGGUACCCUGAACGUAUUCAAUGGAAAUAGCUCAAUAUUUACUGCGUCCGGAGAUCAUGGAAACUAUUGGAGAAAAGUUACAAGGACAAUAAAUUCGAGCAACAUUUUGACAUUCGAAGGAAUAAGAGGAAGGUCAUACACCAGUGACAUCGCAAUCGAUAACGUAACAGUUAGCGAAGGAAAUUGUCCAGUUAGUACAUCUUGCAACUUCGACCGAGGGCUUUGUGAUGGCUGGGAACAGUCUUUCUCAGACGUCUUUGACUGGACACGUCAGACAGGAUCAACAUGGUCUUCAGAUACAGGUCCAGAUUACGAUCAUACCAGUGCGACAGGAUACUACAUGUAUAUCGAGGCAUCUUCGCCCCGGGUCGCCGGUGAUAACGCGAAGCUUGAGUUCUCUGUAUCUGGAAAUGGAGAACCGUCUUGCCUCGAGUUCUAUUAUCACAUGUACGGAGACACUAUGGGCACCCUUACAGUAUUCAGCGGAAGUGUGGUAGUUUUCAACGUCUCAGGUAACCAUGGCAACUACUGGAAAAAGGCGGAAAGAACCAUUCAUUUGGAUAACAUUGUGAGUUUUGAUUGGUAG
Orbicella faveolata is the source of this 7210-nucleotide messenger RNA. Its product is annotated as MAM and LDL-receptor class A domain-containing protein 1-like. NCBI's taxonomy places the organism in Eukaryota, Metazoa, Cnidaria, Anthozoa, Scleractinia, Merulinidae. Gene Ontology annotation, molecular function: serine-type endopeptidase activity; protein binding. The record is from RefSeq and is a predicted model, not a curated record. Gene Ontology annotation, biological process: proteolysis. Gene Ontology annotation, cellular component: membrane.